This is a messenger RNA of Mesorhabditis spiculigera, 741 nucleotides long. NCBI's taxonomy places the organism in Eukaryota, Metazoa, Nematoda, Chromadorea, Rhabditida, Rhabditidae. The record is from the annotation of a GenBank genome assembly.
AUGCACGUGCCAAAAAGCGUCUUGAUCACCGGAGCGAAUCGAGGUAUCGGCCUGGGCCUUGUCCAUGCCUAUCUCGGCCUCGAUGGUGUCCAACAUGUCUUCGCCACGGCUCGCGAUCUCCCCUCGGCUAAGGAGCUAAAAUCCAUCUCGGACCCCCGACUUCACCUCGUCCAGAUGGACGUCCAAAAGGAUGAGACGAUCAAGGCCGCCGCCGAGCAGGUCGAAAAAGUGGUCGGGGCCGACGGGCUGAACUUGUUGAUCAACAACGCCGGCAUCUGGGAGGCGUAUCCGAUGGAUACCACCCCGAAUCGGGAUAUUGUGAAUCGCGUAUUGGAUGUGAACGGAACUUCCCAACUCAUCGUCACCCAGUAUUUCCUGCCGCUUCUCCGAAACGCCGCUUCCUCAGAAGAUUGGGGCGUCCAUCGCGCCGCUAUCGUAAUGAUGUCCUCUGGUGCGGCCUCAAUCGUCGAUAACGGAAGCGGAAGUCGGAAUGGCAAUCUCGCCUACCGGCUCAGCAAGGCGGCCCUGAAUCAGCUGAUGAAGACGCUGGCCGUGGAUCUGUCGAAAGAGGGCAUUCUCGUGGCUUCUGUAGCCCCGGGCCAUGUUCUCACCGAUAUGGGAGGGAAGAGCGCCGAGAUUACGGUGGAGCAGUCGUGCUCGGAGAUGGUGGCCACAUUCUCCAAAUGGGAAAAGCAGCACACCGGCGGAUUUUUCCGCCGCAACGGCGACCCGUUCCCAUUC